Molecule: messenger RNA, 649 nt
Organism: Metopolophium dirhodum (rose-grain aphid)
Lineage: Eukaryota; Metazoa; Arthropoda; Insecta; Hemiptera; Aphididae
Exons: 6
Coding region: 1-609 (202 amino acids)
Source: RefSeq, a predicted model, not a curated record
AUGCAUAAGUAUAUAGUGUGCGAUAAUACAUCUAAUGACACCAAAGUUAAUUUUCCAGUAGUUCUUUAUCAUGGAUUUCCCAAGAAUGAACACAAAUGGCUUAAAGUUUUUGGAAUUGAUCAUUGUCAUGAUGGGCAACGCAUAUGUAGUGAUCAUUUUUUAAAAGAGCACUAUAAGCCAGGAAAAAGGCGAUUUUUAUUAUAUAAUGCUAUUCCCCAACCUUAUGAUCGAAAUGGAUUUCCUUCUGAUUAUGCUACUCAAAUUAAUGAUGUUGAAACUGGAAAUAAUGUAAUUUUACCAAUGGAACAAAAAAUUAUAAGAGAGGAACAUAUUGAAAAUGCUGCUGUAAAUAAUUUUAAAUCACCAAGGCGGUCUCCUAGAAUUACUAGAAACAAUGAGGAUAUGUUGGACCAUACUUUAGGAUCUUUUUUGAAAUCAUUAGCACCUGAUGGUUUGCCAGUGUCAAUUAAUGAGAUGCCUGUUUUGAGAACAUGUGAAGCUCCAUUCAUAAGUCCAAUAGAUAAUGAAGCUGCUGAACAGUCGUCGUCAGAAAAAAUAAAGAAUGUACAAGGCCUAUAUAGGUGCUGGAAAAGGGAAUAUUUCUUGUGACCAUCAUUCCGGUACACCUAUAUUCCAUGAGGGUAUGAAA